UGAAAAUUCUCCGAGCUAUCGCCCUUUAAAUUCUAGCCCUCUUCUCCCAGUUCGUCACAAAGGCUAGACCCUUGAGGCUGAGUUCUCUCAUACUUGCUCAACUAUCCAAAUUGGAUUGCUGGCCCUGCAAGCAUCUGCUGGCCGGCAAUGGGAUGCGGGAGAUGCGAGAAACCGAAGGUAAAUUAUCGGAAGGGGUUGUGGUCGCCUGAGGAGGACCAAAGGCUGAGGGAUUACAUCCUUAAGCAUGGCCAUGGCUGCUGGAGCACAGUUGCUGCCAAAGCUGGCUUACAACGAAAUGGAAAGAGCUGCAGAUUGAGGUGGAUCAACUACCUGAGACCCGGACUAAAACGUGGCAUUUUCUCUGCUGAGGAGGAGGAAGCAGUCAUAAACCUUCACGCCAUGUGGGGCAACAAGUGGUCUCGGAUAGCAAUGCACCUACCGGGAAGGACUGAUAAUGAAGUGAAGAACUACAGGAACUCCUAUCUUAAGAAGAAGGUAGUAAAGUUUGAGGGAUCAAAUUCUUAUGCCUCAGGAACCAAAUCUCAAGAAUCAGGUAACCAAAGUCCAAAAAUGAGCCAAAUUCCUGAAGAAGUGAGUAAACAAAUUCUAGGUUCCAGUUUUCUUGAGCCACUAGAAUCAUCUUCGGUGGACUCACGCCCAUCCGCGCAAUGUAGUAUCGACCAUGAUUCUUGUAGAGGGACACUCCAUCCUCCCUUGCCCAAAGUUUUGUUUGCAGAUUGGUUAUCCAUGGACCAUGCGACCAGCCAGAGCUUACCAAACACAGAUGGUGGAAUGAAUUGCCAAUGGGACUUCAAUCUGAAUGCCGAUGUCUUCCAGUAUGGAUCGUCUCGGGUUGAUGAUCCAUCUAGCAGUGAUUUUCUUCAUGGAUUUGGAGACACAAGCAUCUAUGGGGAGUUUCAGUUACAGUAUGAGCCUGGAGGUCAGAUCCUAGGAGGGGCAUUUUAUGAUGAUUUGCCCAUGGAUGAGACUGGUCGUAGUUUUGACACAAACCAGGAUGUAAUUUAUUGAUUCAUAUAGACAAGAUUAUGAAUGCGGUAGGAACUGCUCUACUUGUGAAUAAACAUGUCAUUGACUUGAAGAGAAGGAUGGGGUUACCCAUCAAUGCAUUUCAUGAGAGAAAAUGUGGCAUUGUCAUUUGAGAAAUCUUUGUGCAGGAAGCAUGGCAAAAAUAUAAUAAAUCAAGAAAAAAGAAGUCCAAAUACUGGAAGAAACAUGGACUAGGGACCAUGUUUGAUUCGAAAUUGAAUGUAGAAGUUUAUCAACUUUUCAGCAUAUCUUUCUUGCCAAAAGCUUCAUCUUCCAUCAGCAUAAAUUCUUCUAUCAUUCGUCA
Molecule: messenger RNA, 1351 nt
Organism: Phoenix dactylifera (date palm)
Lineage: Eukaryota; Viridiplantae; Streptophyta; Magnoliopsida; Arecales; Arecaceae
Product: transcription factor LAF1-like
Source: RefSeq, a predicted model, not a curated record